AUGAGCCUGUGUGCAAAGCAUGGUGUGGUACAGGGUUACAAGCCAAGCCACAAUUUAGGAUAGGAUAGGUAGCUUGCCAGCUGACAAAGGGUACUGAAGGGUAUUGCCCGUUAGCUGCUGGUGACGGUGGUACAAAUCUUCAAUAUUGUGUAUCUCUUUCAAACACCUUGUUAGCAUCGUUUGAAUUGUUUGUAUUAUAUAAUCGUAUUUACAGUGAACUUGUUGAUGCUCUUUGUAUUUUGGAUAAUCACGUCGAAAAGAUUAGUUUGGAAACUUAACCAAACGAAAAAGUAGACGUUACGCAGUUUAUUUUACUUGAAGAAACAAAGCGUUGCACAGAAACGCCGCUUUUUUUCCGAAUUGCUUACAAUCUUCGCGAAGUGCUCGUGGUUCAGUUUGAUUGUCAGGUCAGACAACUGUCGUUUGACUGCAAAGCUGUCACCACUCUGAAGCGUAUUCAUAUAAACCGACGUAGAAAGGGUUUAUCGGCUGACUGGAAAGCAAUCGCGAAGAUUUUGGCCUUCCUGCUCGGCCGACAUGUUAUUACUCGGGGUGUUGGGAUAGUUGGCUAACUGUACAACUGUGUAUCUGUGCGUUGCAGAUUGCAGUCACUGACUUCUGCACGACUUUUUGAUACCGCUGUCAGGAGCGUGUUUGCUUCGUAAACAAAAAUGUUUCCGUUUCUCCGACGCCGCCCGAUUUUCGGGGUUACUGCGCGGAUCCAGACCUUCAGUGGAUUCUGCAGUGAGAAGCUAGGGAAAAGCAGAAAUUGGGCCGGGGAGUGGCUCGGAAGUAGACUUUCGCGUCUUUAUAAGGCCGGUGCUAAGGGGAGCGGGCACGAUAACAGGCGGAAAACCAUGUUUUCCUUACUCGCCAACCAGUGCAGUUUUGUCACUGGCCAGAGGCUCCGGCGAGCUUGUCAGAUCGGCGAGCUGUACUCGAACCUAUAUGCCGAGAACACUCGCUGGAGCCUCGUGGGCUCUUUCUGGUACCGCUUCCAGAACAAGCACUGCAAGGUGGGCAAGUUGGUGGCGGCGCUGGCCGGAAUCUUCAUGUGGGAAGAUGAGAAGAUUCGAGACGAAGAAAUCCGAAGGUCAGCUGAAGAGCUCCAAAUGAUGGAGCAGAUAAAGAACCAGACCCCCUGUCCAGCAAAGACUCCAGGACAGCAAGACUCUGGCUGGGAAAUUGUCAUGGAGAAGAAGAACUUCUGGGUGUGGCGCAAGCCCAUCUUGAACAGCCAUCUUUAUGAAUACAGAGUGUUGGGGACCUACAAUGACAUCACCCCCAGGCAGUUCUUCAAUGUCCAGCUGGACACAGAGUACAGGAAAAAGUGGGAUUCCCUGGUGAUUAAACUAGAUGUGGUGGACAGGGAUGCCAGUACCGGCACGGAAGUUGUGCACUGGGCCACACAUUUCCCAUAUCCCAUGUACUCCAGAGACUAUGUUUACGUACGUCGCUACGACGUGGAUGUGGAGAAGAACCUCAUGGUGCUGUUUUCCAGGGCUGUGGAACACCCCUUAGUUCCAGAAACAAAGGACUUCGUCCGGGUGCACUCCUAUCAGUCUCAGAUGGUUAUUCGUCCACACCGGUCUUUUGAUGAGAAUGGCUUCGACUACCUGCUGACCUACAGAGAUGACCCCCAGACUGCCAUCCCACGCUACUGUGUCAGCUGGAUGGUGUCCAGCGGAAUGCCCGACUUCCUGGAGAAGCUGCAUGCUGCUGCUCUGCGGGCCCGCAACCAGGAGGUGGGCAUGCAGGACUACAUGAGCAUGGUCAAACCCAUGCAGGAAUUCCAUAGUGCAGACACUGGGCGUGCAGGGGGUCCCGGCCGCAUGGAGUACGCUUGAGAGUGGGUCUGGCCAGCGUGAGGGGGCGGAGCCCUCCCUCGGACACGCCCCCAUACUCUGCACUACCAAAUAGCAGGACUGUGUUUCUGUAAUGUGGUGGAGGGACCUGGCAGAGCGCCACAUUCAGAGCACCUUGGGGCCCACGCCAAGACAGUUUCACUCCUGAGAGCAUUUGAUGGCACACCAGACAUUUGAACAUUGUGAACCAGUGAACUGAGUGGGCUGCUCCUGUUAUGCUGGCCAUUUAGUUCCCCGCUCAGAAAAAUAACGUUAACUGGAAUGGGUAAGGAUAUGCUCACUCACCGGACAUUCGUGGUACCCUGAAGGCGUUGUCUAGGCACUGUACUGUUACCUCCGUAACUAAAUGCCAAAUAUCUGGGAGAGAGAGUAGUGGUGCUAUCUGAACGCGGCGCCAGGAACCUUCUGACGAGACUUUGCGCUCAUGUGGCACUUGCCCCCAGUCAGACAAGCGGAUUUAGGGAUCCUGUUUGUGAAAACAGUGAUGUUUUGCUAGUUGCAAAACGGAGGAUUUUUCACCUGCUUUGCCGUUCUCUUAGGUCUUUAGGGAUGUCGGAUGACUUGGUCACCUUUAACAGCCUUUCAGUGAAUAACCUCUAGUGUCUUAUUUCAGCCGUGACAUCCUCAGCGCCAAGCAAUUUUCAAAAGCUCAUUUAUUGUGUGCUGGUGCCAGCUUAGUUUGUGUUUCAGUGAAGCCUCUGCAUCAAUAGUGCUCACUUUGUCGUCUGUCGGUUUUGGAAAUCAAUCCCAAGCUGUAGGAAACUCGACGGACCUCUUUCCACAUUUCGUUUCAUUUGGCUCCCACUGUAAGUAGGAGUGUCAGUCUGUUAAUGUGGACAUCAGAUUGACAGAGAGUUGGUUUCAAACCCCUUAGAGUUUAUAUAACUCUGUACAGAGUGAAAGAAACAUUCUGGUAAUGUGAGAAUAUGGUUCCUUAUACUUUUUUUUUUUCCCCCCAAAUUGUUACAUUUGUAUGUUUCCCAUAUGCUGUAAUGGAAUUUGUUGUCACGACAAAGUAUCCUCGAUAACCGUGUAAACCUGUCUCGGCGAUCCCUCAUUGGGUGCCCUAUGUCACGUGACACAGCUGUCAGUGCUUAAGGUGUUUCUCACUUCCUGACCCAGCUGUAGUGUUGUGUCAGAUGGGUUUGGGCGUGAGUGCAUGUUUUAAUCACUGCAGCGGCCUUCUCCUGCCUUUUGAGUUGAUGUCACGGUAUUGGGGUCACCUAGCAAGGUCGGGUUUCCCGCCCCUAGCAACCUUGGUAAGAGAUGUGAAGGCACUUGAGAAAAUAUUUGUGGCAGUAUUCUGUGUUUUUUUUUUUUUUUUUUUUUUUACACACUCUGAUUUUUCUCUCUGCGAUUCCAAAUUGUGAUUCCAAAUUUUAAAUGCAUGCUGGACUGUUCUGGCAUGUCAUGUAGGUCCUUAUGAUAUUUCAUAUCCAAUAAAUUGUGUGAACAGUUUUAUUGAAGGCUAACUAGACUGCAGUGACUGCAGUGAAUGCCCCAGCAUUGUCUUAUAUAUUUAGUUUUGCACGCCCUGCAGUGGAGGGCAAGGGUACAAUGAGGGAGGUUAUCCUGGAGAAAGAUGGAUGCAUAUAUGACACUGGGAAAAAGGUCACUUCCGUUUAAGUGGAUGGGCUAUGGAUGGGCUAUCCCCAGACAGUGGAGGGCUUUGUUACUGCUGUCUCAUUAGCUUUCCACAUUCUGUUUGAAUUGUGGGCCAUUCAGAUAAUGUGAGGGGCUGCUGGUUUAGGUUAAUAUUCCAUUAUAUGCAAGUUUAUAUUCCAUAUAAACUUGCAUCUAUGAUGAUUUAACCCACAAUGUAAUUUUAGAGUAUUUAGAGCCCAAAUAGUUCUGUGUGUCUAUGUGUAUCUGUGUGUGCAUGUGCGCGUGCAGCACUUACCAUGCCAAUAUUAUGAUGAUCCAGCUUAGUUUACUAACUUUACUUGAUUUAGUUCCUGACUUUACAUGUCCUUCAUGUAUGUCUCCCACAGAGCAGCUAAUAACAUCCCCUGUUACCAUGGACCACCAUAACCAGAGUCCCCUGCUCAGCUACUGAAUGCAGUUCACCAUGGAGCAAUGAGCAGUUAUAUGAUUCAGGAUAUGGUUGCCCAUGAUGCCAGGGAUGCGGCGUGAAUGUAGGGCUAUGGCUGUCCCGGGCCAGAGCCCGCUUUAAUGACAGGCCCGCUGUGCUUCCCCAGUUGUCCUUAACUUGGCAGCCUUUGGAGAUGAACCACAUGUGCACGGAACCCUUUUAAUGUUUCACAUACUGUGUGCUGAGAGUGCGAGCGAAUGACAGCCGACAUGGAGUCUGGAAUUCUGUGCGGGCAAUCUGAUCAGUCUCCUUCAGCCCCAAAAGCCCACUUCCAUGCUCACGAUGGAUGGACAGCUGUCUGAAGGCUCGCAACCAAGUGUGCUGCCUUUUACAUGCCUGCUGUGAUUUGUCUUUGAUUUUUCCAAUAAAUAAUAAUAAUAAUAAUA
Molecule: messenger RNA, 4343 nt
Organism: Paramormyrops kingsleyae
Lineage: Eukaryota; Metazoa; Chordata; Actinopteri; Osteoglossiformes; Mormyridae
Gene: stard7
Product: StAR related lipid transfer domain containing 7
Molecular function (GO): lipid binding
Source: RefSeq, a predicted model, not a curated record